UCGGUCCUUGUUCCUUGUUCCCUGUCCAACCAUGCAGCCGUCCCUGCAGGAGCAGCAGCAGCAGCAGCAGGCCGUCAACAUCUCCAACAUCUCCACCACACCACCGGUGCCGGUGGUCUCCCUGGAGAUCCAGCUGACCAGCGUCCUGCUGGGGCUGUGCUGUGCCGUGGGCCUGCCCGGCAACGCCAUGGUGCUGAACAUCCUCUGGGAGAAGGUGCACACAGGCUGCUUCACCCUGUGUGUCAUGCUGAACCUGGCCAUAUCCGACCUUUUGACCCUGCUCACCUUGCCUCUGUGGAUCUACACCUUGCUGCACGGCUUCAGCUUCGGCCAGGUGACGUGCAAGCUGCUGUCCUACAUGGUCUACUGCAGCCUGUACACCAGCGUGCUGUGCGUCACCCUGCUGUGCGUGCAGCGCUACGUCCAGGUGCUCCACCCGCAGAGCUGGAGCAAGCUCACCGCCUCCAGCAGGAGGAUCCUGGUGGCCACCGUCUGGGUUCUCGGCGCCGUGACGUCGUGCCACGCUCUGGUGCAAAGGGAGGUGCGUUUGGGGGAGAAGGACGGGUUGCUGCACUGCCUGCCGCGGUACCGGUCGGUCGGGGAGGAGGUGGCUACCCUGCUGGUGGAGAGUCUGCUGCUGUUCGUGCUGCCCUUCUCCGUGCUGGCCUCACUGUACGUCACCUUACACAGGAGGGUGAAGCAGGCCGUGGGCGCGGGCCACAGGCGGAUGAAGCGGCUGGUGAUCAGCAUCAUCGUGGUCUUCUUCAUCUUCUCCAUCCCCGUUCACCUCAACAACUUCCUGACCAUCAUGGCGGUGUCUCUGGGCUCCCCGAGCCUCCUGCGGAUCACCAAGGUCACUGGAGGGGUUACCGGGGCGAUGACCUUCCUCAACAGCUGUGUGAACCCCCUGCUCUACGCCUUCUCCCACCGCGCCCUGAGACGCAGCUCCGUAGUAAAACUGCCGAGUUUUGGUCCCCAAGCAAACAGCGCGUUAGAGGCAAGUAGUAGCGGUAAUACUUUAUGUAAGCAGUAAAUAUUGAUAUUUAGUUUAAAAAGGUGCACUCUUGGGUGUAAUUCUUGUAGUUUAAUCUAGGGUUAGCAUAACAGACAGACGUUUCAGCCUAAGCCUUCUUCCUUGCGGCUUUUUCAUUAAAUAUGAACUUUGCUGUUUGCUGGCAUCCGAAGACCUUAUGAGAAAUAGUUGGGAGUUGAGCGCACUUUCUUAAAAAAAUCUGUAAAUGUUGUUCACCUAAAAAUGAACAAAUGAAGCCUAUGUGGACUUGGUGAUUUUGGCCAGUGGCCAGUAAUCAUUAAUACAGUAGCUGUCCAUUACAUAGUUCUACUUACUUUGUU
Molecule: messenger RNA, 1353 nt
Organism: Engraulis encrasicolus (European anchovy)
Lineage: Eukaryota; Metazoa; Chordata; Actinopteri; Clupeiformes; Engraulidae
Product: leukotriene B4 receptor 1-like
Exons: 2
Coding region: 32-1033 (333 amino acids)
Biological process (GO): immune response; cell chemotaxis; positive regulation of cytosolic calcium ion concentration
Cellular component (GO): membrane; external side of plasma membrane
Molecular function (GO): C-C chemokine binding; C-C chemokine receptor activity
Source: RefSeq, a predicted model, not a curated record